Messenger RNA from Cornus florida, 2868 nucleotides. Its product is annotated as LRR receptor-like serine/threonine-protein kinase FLS2. Gene Ontology annotation, molecular function: protein binding. NCBI's taxonomy places the organism in Eukaryota, Viridiplantae, Streptophyta, Magnoliopsida, Cornales, Cornaceae. The record is from RefSeq and is a predicted model, not a curated record. The coding region runs from base 747 to 2864 and encodes 705 amino acids. The transcript has 3 exons. Gene Ontology annotation, cellular component: plasma membrane.
UUCGACGGCUUGACUUGAGUGGUAUGAAUCAAGUGAAAAGUCCAUUCCAUUAAAUCUUCACCCUAUCACAACGGCUACUGGCCUUGACUUCAGUAAAGGUGAAAUGAAUAUGAUAGGACCAUUUUAGCACAAAGUCAAAAGCGAAAGCAAAAAUAACUGCCCCAGAGGCCCAUACAGCAAAAAACAGACCUACGAAAUAAGAAAAUUGGAAAAGUUUUAUUCUCUUUUAAAAAAAGACAUGAGUAGAUAUGCAUAUGUAGAUGUCAUCAACUGCAUGCGCGAAUGGCUUAGCUUCCACAACCUUAAUAAUGAUGAUGCAUCUAACUUGACACAUUUUUUAUUUUUAUUUAAGAGUUUUGUUACAGCUAAAGUCCUGAAUAUAUAUAUUUAGGUAAACAGAGAAUGACUUUAGCUAUUAUAAUGAUGUUAUUUUUUAUUCACAUAAAGUAGUUGAAUAAGUAUAACUUUCUGACACUAUAUCAUUUUACUGUAUUUAAUUGUCACAUUGAACAGUAGUGGAUAUAAACCCAAUGGGAAAGAGACCACCACGUUUGCGUUGUGUGGCUAGACUUGCUCAAGUCUUCGCAAUCAUAUAGGUGUAAUAGUCAGCCAACAAGAAAUUCCAAUCUUUGUUAUGCAGUUGUAAUCUUGAUUAAUUAAUUGGAUAAUAAAAUGGGUGGUUGUGUUCAAUGAGCAUAAAUAAUAUAACAUCUUUCUAAGCCUUGCUUGUUUGCUAAGCCCAUUAGAUGUUUCACAUGAAACUCAAACUCAAACUCAUGGAGAACACUAGAUUCCUUUUUUCUCUCACAUUGUUCAUCCACUGUUGUUGUAUGGUUUGUUCCAUUACAAACUUGACCACCGAUCAAUUUGCUCUUUUCGCCUUUAGAGCUCAUAUCACUUCUGAUCCUGAAGAUUUAUUGGCUAAUAAUUGGUCUACCACAACCUCAGUUUGCAGUUGGGUAGGUGUCUCUUGUGGUCUCAAACACCAUAGGGUCACAGCCUUGAAUCUCUCUCUUAUGAGUCUCGAAGGCACCAUCGCCCCACAUCUCGGAAAUCUCUCAUUCCUCAUAUCACGGGACAUCAGUUACAACUAUCUCAAUGGGUAUAUACCUGAUGAGUUGGCUCAUUUGCGUCGAUUAAAUGAAAUCAAUUUGAACCUCAACAACUUCAGUGGAGGAAUACCGUCAUGGUUUGGGAUCUUACCAGAACUUCGUCGGUUGGAACUAUAUAACAAUAGUUUUACAGGUAUUAUCCCAAAAUCGCUAUGCAACAUCUCAAAGCUAGAGAUAUUGAAUAUAAAAAACAAUUCUUUACAUGGAAAUAUUCCACAAGAGUUUGGAAAUCUUUCUAAACUAGAAGUUUUACGCGCGAGUGCUAACAUGCUCACGGGUGUCAUACCAUCUACCAUCUUCAACAUUUCUUCUUUGAGACUAAUUACUUUCGCAACCAAUAGCCUAUCUGGAAGUUUGCCGGUAGAUAUGUGCAGCCAUCUUCCUAAACUUGAAGGACUCUUUCUUUCUACGAAUCAGCUUCAUGGGCAAAUUCCAUCCAGUUUAUACAAAUCCAGGGAGCUCCAAUAUCUAUCAUUAUCGGCCAAUAACUUCACUGCCAACAUACCUAGAGAAAUUGGCAACCUGAGUAUGCUCACGGUGUUAUAUCUUGGUAUAAACAACUUGAAAGGCAUAAUUCCAUCCGAUAUAGGUAAUCUUCGACGUUUGGAAAUAUUGAGCUUCCAAAGUGGUUCUCUAACAGGCCCCAUUCCAUCUUCUAUCUUCAACAUUUCGUCUUUGGAGAUGAUUGAUUUCAGAAACAACAACUUGUCCGGAAGCCUCCCAAUGAACAGUCAUUAUGACCUUCCGUUUCUUCAAGUGAUAGAUCUUACAUCAAAUCAACUCACAGGUCAAAUUCCAUCCGGACUAUGGAAAUGCAGAGGGCUUCAAUUAUUAUCAUUGGUUUAUAAUAAAUUCACUGGUAGCAUAUCCAAGGAAAUUGGGAACCUUACUGCACUCAAAGAAUUGUAUCUUGGUUACAACUACUUGACAGGUACUUUACCAGAGGAGCUUGGUAACCUCAACCUUGAGACCCUUAAUGUCUAUGCAAACACCUUAACCGGCUCCAUUCCGUUCAAAAUAUUCAACAUGUCAACAAUGAAAUUCCUUGCCCUGGCAAAUAAUCAAUUCUCAGGCAAUCUUCCUUCAGACAUGGGGUUUUGGCUUCCGAAUCUUGAAGGGCUUUAUCUAAUCAUGAAUAAAUUCAGUGGAACAAUCCCGAGCUCUAUCUCUAAUGCUUCUAGGCUUACCAUCAUUAGCAUGAGCAUUAACUCAUUCACUGGGUCUAUACCCAAUACGCUGGGUAGUCUAAGAUUUCUGCAGGCGUUCGAGAUUAAUAUGAAUAGUUUGACCAGGGAAUCUUCUACUCCGGAGCUGAGAUUUUUCGAUUCUUUAACGAAUUGUAGACAAUUGGAGUCCUUGAGCAUAUCAUUCAAUCCAUUAAAUGGUAUACUUCCAAUUUCAGUUGGGAAUUUGUCUACUUCACUGCAGAGUUUUGAGGCAUCCGGAUGCAAAAUUAAGGGCAAUUUCCCCAGUGGAAUCGGCAAUUUGAGCAAAUUGAGAAGGAUAACCUUAGACAGCAACCAGUUGAUCGGACCACUCCCAGAAACGUUACAAGGAUUACAAAAUCUUGAAAGUUUGAAUCUUCAAAAUAAUAAAUUGCAAAUAUACAUCCCAGAUUAUUUGUGCCAGUUAAGGAGAUUGGGAGAUUUGUAUGUAAGUAAUAACAAUCUCUAUGGACCGAUUCCGACAUGCUUGGGUGAGCUUCAAUCUUUAAGAUGGCUCUAUCUUGACUCCAACAAUUUGACUUCCUAAUACC